UUUUCAUAGUAUUGAAUAUGUCAGAAAAGGCGAAACCCAAAAACAAGCCUCGACGAAAAAAUUCAGGGAAAUCUUACGAUUUGGUGACAUGCUUACCAGAUCCGACAAAUCCCAGGAGUUUUUUCUUUCCGGAAUGGGCAGAUGACGAAAUCAAUUUGGCAUCGGUCAGUUCACUCUUACAUGGAGGUAAACACAAAGAGAAAGUUGAUAAAAGUGAUAAAAUGGAAAAAGGAGAAAAAAGUGAAGAAUUCUACAGACGUUUUGAAGAUCCGCAAGUAUUAUUUCUCCCCUUCUGCCUGCAAGAUCUGGAACAUGAUUGGAAAAGACCUCGAAACAUAUUCUCCGAGUACCAACUCGUCGUCUACACGGAGGGCGAGAUUGGGUACUCCGAUCUUCUUAAACCCAGUUCCCAUUUGGUCAACAGUGCAUUUAUGCGCAGUUUUAUAUCGAGUAUUCACAUCCUGGAGUACCUUGCGUUCACCACCAACUUCGCCACCGAAGCUACUACCUCGAAAUUCGUUCCUAAUGCAAGCGGCCCCUGGAAGCCCUGGCACCACAUCUACGGAGGUAGCAAGGCGGGAGCUGGUACAACUCACAGUCCUCAGGUGAACACCACAGGGAAAUAUUUCGUUCGGCUUUUUUGGCUUGGUGCCUGGAGGAAGGUGGUUAUAGACGACUAUCUCCCAGUGGACGUUACCGGACAUGUCCUAUUGCCAUCCCUCCAUAUUCCCCCGAAGCCUUCCUCCAAAAUCAGAUUUUCGACAGUAGAGAUGAAGGAGAAAGAAAAGCAAAAAACGCAAAAGCCGGAAAAAGAAGCCCCUCUGCCGGAAGUGGUUCUCUGGCCAUUCUUGCUAUCCAAGGCUCUACUCAAACUGGCUAAUUUGACUAUGAACAAGGACAAGGAUUUGCUGGAUUUCAACAUCGUCCACUGUCUGACAGGAUGGGUACUCCAAAAGGUGGAACUGAAAGGGAUGCCACUCAAGGAUAUGUGGGAAAUCUGUAAAACUUACACAAAGAUGUACUCCUGGGAGGAUCAUGAGGUGAUUUGGCAGUCUCCCACGGUGGAUAAACAGAAGAAGGACAAGAAGGACGCUACCAAAGAAUAUCUGCCGUUCCCGGAAAAUUCCAAUAAAAGCCAUUAUUUUAUGGCACUAUGCAAGGACAUGAGGACUUCGAAACAGAGCGUUGUGAAUGGAAUAUCUCCUUGUUGGGGACAUGAGAUCUUAAUUGACGAGUACAGAAAUAUACCGCUGGAUCGACCCCCUCCUGAUCCUCAAUAUCCACUUUGGAAGAAAUUCCGCUGGAUGGAAUGGGCUAGAUCGAAAAGAUUGAUCGAAGAUCCUGUUGCGAUGGAUACCACCAGAUAUGUAAGAUGUGUAUCGCCAUUUAAAAAGUACACUGAAUUAGUCGUCAACAAAGAACCCUCUCAGGAUGAGAAGAUAAUGCAGUUUCCGCUUCGAAAAAGCCUUGCCGCAGCCCAGAGGAUGCAACUUAAUCCCGAGAAAGAAACUAAGGGAGCUGAUAACGAUAUUCGAACUGGACCUGAUUUGUAUAGAAUCGACAAAUCGAAAGAAAGGAAGUCUAUUCAAGAACCGCCUCCGAAUCCAAACAUAUGGGUACGUUUUGACGAAAUAUGCAGUCAGUUGAUCAGUUUCAACAUUUUUUACAAACCCUCCGCUUUCUGCCACAAGGCCAGAAUAUCUGAUAUGGAAUUGAAUGAGUUAAUGAGCAGUUCAAGGGUCAAAUCAGCCACUAGCAUGAAAGAUAACGAGGACUCUUGUCGUGACAUGACAUGGGCGAAAGUCCUCGAAGAAAGAGGAAAUAUGCCUUUGUAUUUUUUCAUAGAUUCGCUGCAGCCCAAAAUGAUAUUGAUGAACUUCGCCCAAGCUGGGGAUCUCGAAAGAUUGGUACCCCUGGAAGAUGAACUCAGUGAGCAUAACUUCUUCGUAGAGUACGAAAGACUUUUCGGUGACAGAUCUAAGAAUCUAGACGAAUCUUUCAUUCCACCGAAGAAGUUGAAACUCAACCGUGCUAAGAUCCACGCUAGCCUCAACGCCUCUAAUGUAAUUUUCGAAAGGUACAAAUGGGACUCGGCCGGGACCGGAAAAGUGAAAUUUUUUUUAAACACUUAUGGCAGCGCAACCUCCCAGUUAGAAUUGAAACCAGGUAGACAUAUCUUCAGGAUGUGGAUCAAGAGUACAUUUUCGUACUGCAUAACAAUUCUUGCUGAUACGGGCUUCACCGUCGGUUGUUUCGAACAUAUACUGGAAGAAAUGUCAGAAGAGACCAUGAGAAUGACACAGUUCAACCUCAACAUAGCAGAUUCCUUCGGUCGGUUGGUUCAGGGUUUCGGAACUGAUUUCUUUCCGGACUAUCUCCAUGAUUUCUACAGUAGCUAUUUACCUCAGAACGCAAACAAAGAACUGACUAAACACCAAAGGGCGAUCAUUCAUAGCAAUUUCAUGACAUCGCUUCUGCAGUUUCUUCAGUUUUCGCAAGAUUUCUUCUCGGUGCAGAAGAUGAUAGAAGCUUUACGCACUUUGUUCAUAGAUAGGAAUAUCCGAAUCGGCAAACAGGUCAGUCCGGUUUACCAAGAACCUCUUCAAUUUCAGUCGUUGCAGGAGAAGAUCAUUUGUGAGAGAGCGGCCACGAAACUUCAGUCCUUUUUCAAAGGAGUACAAAUAAGGAUUCUCUUAAAGAGGCAUUCACCGGGUAAUGAUUAUUUCCCAGAGAUAUGCGAAACGUUAAGAAAUAUGUACCGGGAACAUUUUUCCUUGGAGAGAAGAGAUGAAUGCUUAGGAAGUAUUAUAAGGAAUUUUUUCAAGAAUAGUAAAAUUUCUGACCUUCUAUGCUUCUAUGAGAUCUCCAGGGAUUUCAAGUGGGACUUGAUGGUGCAGACUUAUACAGGAAGCUCCGAGUUGACCAGGGAUUAUGUAAUCCUUUGCAGGUAUAUUCUGAGGUGUCACACGGAUGUCGUCUUAUCCAUCGAGCUCUUCAGCAGCUUAACAAAUUAUGCUCUAAGGAUAAUCGAUAACGACACCGGCGUGGAAAUCUACCGUUUUAGCAACCGCGUUUUUCCUGGCAUCUACAAACCCAACACCUACGGAUACACGAUAAUCGGAUUCGCCUGGUACAAGGAUGUCAUGCUGAUCAAUUGGAAACUGGCCGUAAUAUCGUCAAGGACCACUGCAAAUGCUUUCGAGAUAGAGGAGGUCAAGACGACCACCACAAUGGCCUUCGACCACUACGUGCCCAUCUGCAAGGGACUGAUUGGAAAACACUCGAUCUUCGUGAGGGAGAAUGUGAUUUUCACGUUUAGGUUCUCCUGCUCCUUCAAGGAUGUGAAGUUUAACAUCAGGCUUCUGGAUACAACCCAGAAUCCGAUCGUCGACAUAGUCGGCACCGAGAAGUUCAUCAUACCAUCUAUCCUAUUGAAGUACAGUGCGUCGUCGGAAAUGGCGCCGCACAUGGUUAAAACAAGAAGCAGUAAAUCUUUGCUGGUUCCUAGGUCGUCGGGUAGGUACAUUCGAGGCGAUAGCAGAAAGAGCAUGGAAAGACCGUCUAGCAAAAAGGAAUCGAUUUCAGCUCGCAAGGUGAAAGACACCAACAUGGAGAUGUCAUCUGUCACAGAGUUCGAGCCUCAUGUGUAUAGCUUGGAGUUCUAUGUGUUGGACAACUCUUGGCCUCUGACUAAAAUGGAAUGGGAAGUAGUGAGAAAACUUAGGGAGGAUAUGUACUUCAUUAACGCGAAUAAAGAAACGGAGUUAGUGAUAAAAGAGUCUUCUUCGAAGAGUAUAGUAAAAUCAGCCAAAGAUACUCGGAAGAGCAUGUUGAAAAAGGUUCAAUCGAUCGAGAAACCAUGGUACUUGCUUCAGUACUCGUUAAAGUCUAAUGCGCAGGUGGCCCUGGUGAAGGACAAAUCGGAAGAAGACAAGUUAUACAACCUUAAAAAAAGUUGGUACCAGAUGGACGCCGACAGAUAUAGCAGAUCCUUUGAGUUGAGGCAAAAAUACCUGAGAAAAUACACCGAUCCUGGAUGUGAAUGUCCCGAAGAAUAUCUUAACCCCACCCCGACUGCCUCUAUUGGCAGAAUGACCGAUAUGUCAUUCGAAACCACCACUAACUCUGGUCCACUGAGAGAAGAGGACGAUGAGAAUGAGUCGAGAAGUAUAACCUGCCCCAAGUGGACUGAAGCCGACGUGCCUCCCUUUGAUCUGACACCGUAUUAUAGACCACAGUGUCCUUGUCCCUUGGAUUUGAGGAGGAAAAUCAUAAAAACCGAAGAAGAUCACAUAGUAGCUCGAGAAGAAAGAUUGCAAAUGAUAGAAGAGUACAAUACAUUAUUGGCGAAGAAAAGAUAUGAUAUGGAAUUAUGGAUCAAUGAGAGCAAUGAAAGAAGGACAUUGGUAUUCUUAUGGUACGCAGAUUGCCGUAAGGCUUCCGAAAGGAUUUUCCAGGAAGAUCAUGUUAUGAGGCAGAAUUUCAUUGACAAAUGGACGGCGGAAUUAUCAGGGCCAGCGAAACAGGAUAAAAAAGGACCUUCUAAAACAGACAAGAAAUGAGAAAAAGCAAUGAAACUAUUUUUCUGACUUUACUUCAAUUACGUUCUCUGGUAAACCAUUUUAUUAUUGAGGUUUCUUAAAUAUAAUUAUCGUUACAAUUA
Messenger RNA from Harmonia axyridis, 4663 nucleotides. RefSeq names its product androglobin-like. Gene Ontology annotation, molecular function: calcium-dependent cysteine-type endopeptidase activity; protein binding. The record is from RefSeq and is a predicted model, not a curated record. The transcript has 14 exons. Gene Ontology annotation, biological process: proteolysis. Bases 18 to 4562 code for a protein of 1514 amino acids. NCBI's taxonomy places the organism in Eukaryota, Metazoa, Arthropoda, Insecta, Coleoptera, Coccinellidae.